AUCAGGGGCGAUUCUACGAUUUCAAUCUUAGGGGGCUCAAGCCCCAAUGGCAAUAUAACAUGCACACAUUUAAUGUAUUUCACCCUGUUGCAUAGAUAGUUUUUUAUGUGUUUACAUCAUUCAAGAUAGCCAGCUAAUAUUCAUUCAGAAUAUUGUCGUCUUUUUUUUAAAAUAAUAAUAACACACAAACUGCUUAAAGAACCAUUUAAAGAAUAUUUAACACAAUUUGUAGAACGUGAAUCAAUAUUUCCACGAUAAACGUCACAUUUAGCCAGUUUGUUAUUUAGUGGAGUGAAUUAAAGGGAUAUCUCGGGUUUAAUACAAGUUAAGCUCAAUCGACAGCGUUUGUAGCAUAAUAUUGAUUACCACAAAAAUUGAGGUUUCAGUGAGGCACUUACAAUGGAAGUGAAUGAGCCACUCUGUAAUCGUUAAAAUACUCACUGUUUCAAAAGUAUAGACACAAGACGUAAACAUGAUUUGUGUUAUAAAAUCGCAUACUAACCUUUUUUGUUAGUAGUCGUAGUUUCUGUUACAACUUUGUUGCCAUGAUGUUAUAAUGUCAACAAACCCUAAAGCGACCUUAAAAAUUACAAUUUAAUCAUUUGACUUUUAUAAAAUGAUAAGCUUCACUUUUCCGCAUUUAAACCCUCCAAAAAUUGGCCCCAUUCACUUCCGUUGUAAGUGUCUCACUGUAACCUCGAUUUGUUUUGUUGUUGAUUUUAAAAGUAGGGAACGAGUGGUCUGGGUAUCUCAGCGAGUAUUGACGCUGACUACCACACCUGGAGUCGCGAGUUUGAAUCCAGGGCGUGCUGAGUGACUCCAGCCAGGUCUCCUAAGCAACCAAAUUGGCCCGGUUGCUAGGGAGGGUAGAGUCACAUGGGGUAACCUCCUCGUGGUCGCGAUUAAUGUGGUUCUCGCUCUCGUUCCCAGGCGGCAAUGACAACUACUUGGCGAUCAGCGGAGAAGGCCACCACUUCCUGUCGUCUUCAGAGAAGUUUCACACUCCCAGUUUGGGCGAUGAGGAGUUGGAGAUCCCGCCCAUCUCCCUUGACCCCGACUCCGCCCUCAGCGUCUCAGAUGUCGUUUCUCACUUCGGUGAAUUGGGCGACGCUGGACCCUCAUCUGGCAUUCCGGGGAAUGCAGUGGUUGGCGAAAACGAUCCAUCAUUCGCUUCGACGUUUUUGAACGCCCCCUCACAGGGUCUGGAGCACCUGAGUCUGAUGAGUCAACAGGGCGGUGGACCGAUGCUCGGAUCGUCACUGGGAAUGGAUAUUGGCCAUCCCGUUGGUUCGCAGUUCAGUAGCUCCUCCCCAAUGACCAUUGAUGUUCCGCUGAGUGACAUGAACCACAGCCUGUUGGGGCACAAUCAGCUGACCACUAUUGACCAAUCAGAGCUCAGUGCUCAGCUCGGGCUCAGUCUGGGUGGCAGCGCUAUCCUGCCUCGCUCGCAGUCACCUGACCAGCCACUGUCAGCCACUGGUUCACUGUCUGAUUCACUGCAGGAUGAUGACUUGGACGAUUUCAGACGGGUGGGUUUUUUUAAGAGUGUUCUGGUGGAUUCUCCCGUGUCCCUGUCUGUGUCGUCUGGUGUCAUCUCUCUCUCGCCAUCUCUCUCUGACCAGCCCGCCACUCCGGUGGCAAUUGCUGCCCCGCUACGGAAAGCAGGCGGCGGCGGGAAGAAAGGCAAGAAGAAGAAAGAUCCGAACGAGCCGCAGAAACCCGUGUCAGCGUAUGCACUGUUUUUUAGAGACACACAAUCCGCCAUCAAGGGCCAGAAUCCUAACGCGACGUUUGGAGAGGUGUCCAAGAUCGUCGCCUCCAUGUGGGAUAGUUUGGGAGAGGAGCAGAAACAGGUAUACAAGAGGAAGACUGAAGUUGCUAAGAAGGAGUAUCUCAAAGCACUGGCAGCUUACAAAGACAGUCAGCUGUCUCAGCAGCCAACUAUUGAAGUGUUAGACACUGCACCAUCGCCACCACCAGCCCCUGCACCCACCAUCGCCCCGACGCCAACUGUCACCCCGACCCGCUCAUCACGCAUCCCGUUGCAUGCACCGGACAACAACACCAUCACUAACAUCUGCACGUCCAACAUCAUAUUAGACCUGCCGCAAGUCACCACGCGCUCACGCACGGGGGCGCACAAACCUGCGGCGAGCGCUCCUGCCCCGCCCAUCGUUACGAAGAUCAUCAUUCCUAAGCAGCAUGCGCAUUCGUCCGCCUCAGCAUCUUCUGCAGCCCGCCAGCCUCCUCCCCUCCAGCAGAUGCAGAACACGCCCCCACCGCCCCGCCUGCAGCAGAUGGUACAUUCCCCAGCCCCGCCCCCUCUACAGGCGAAGCCGCGCGGAGGUGCGGCAGCUGGACAGGUCGUCGCCACGGCACUGCCACCGCCUCUGCAAAUCAAGAUAGUACCCGCCCCCGUGCAGACGGAUUUGAGUGCUCCAAUAAUAUUGACGACUGCUGCCGCGGCGCCGGUCAUGUCUUCUGCCAAGGUCGCGGAACCUUCUACCGUUGUGGCCGCCCUGUCGCCAUCGGCAACAGAAGAAUUGGCUGAAGGAGAAGAGGGGAUGGAGGUGGAGUUGAAUGUUUGUUCGGCUUCAGACGCGACACCGUCAGACGCUCCCAUUGUGUGUGUGCGCGCCGGCUGCAACAACCCUCCUAUAGAGAGUAAAGACUGGGACAGAGAAUACUGCAGCAAUGAGUGUGUGGCCACACACUGCAGGGAUGUCUUCAUGGCCUGGUGUGCGAUCAGAGGACAAAAUUCAACCACUGUCACAUAAAAUCAUAGGACCACUGCAGAGAAAGACCGAUAGACAGUGGUGUGUGACGUAUGCUUGUGUAACGGCAAACUGAAAACUAAACUACCAAACGCACAAUUUACACCGUUACCUUGAGCAAAGCGCACUCACCUAUCUGAAACAACAUGAACUUUAGGUCUGGAAUCAGGUUUGCAAAAUAACAGUACUAGACUGAUCAUAAUAGCGCUUAUAAACUGGAACCGAUCAGGAACAGAGCGCAAGAGAACAAGCAGUGAGGCUCGAUCAUGGGAAUUCCAGAAAAUGUUGUUUAAAGUGGAAAAAUUGGAAUAUUUAAAACUUUUAAUAUAUGUUGAAAUAACAUAAUUAUGUAUCUAAAUGUGCAGCUGUGGUAUAUGGUGUCACAUUGGAGGAUUCAGAUUUUCACAGGGUGUGUGUUUGUGCAAGAACAUUCACGCAUGUAGACUCAUACACAAACCAUUGCUAUUUUUUUUGGCAUCCCAACCAGGCGGGGGAGGUGUUUGCGAUCAUUAUUUUUGCAGUUGCAUUUGGUAAUGUGAGUGGUGCAGAAUUACUCAACUCACGUUUAACAAAAGCUUCUGCGCGUGCAGUUCAUCAUCAACACAGUCCACGCAUGGCCCAGAUUUUCUCGACAUGCGGAUGUUCCUCAUAUGCACUUGCUGUUGACUUUACUUACACAGUAUGUCAAAGCAGCUAUAGUGCGCAUGAGCCGAACGCGUUUGUAUUCGCUUGUGGUCAAAAGAUUGUACUUUGAAAGGCAAGGCAGUCAACGGGGGCGAUCACAUCUGGAACGCAGAAAAAGUAAGUAUACACGGGCCUUCACUGUGGCAGUAACCAGUGUUGGGUUAGUUACUCAAAAAAGUAGUCCACUACAAAUUACUAAUUACUUUACAAUUAUAAUCAUAUUAUUUUACUGAUUACUUCAUGGCAAAAAAGUAAUCAUGUUACAAAUUAAGUUACUUUCUAAAACUUUAUCACAGAGUCGUAUUUGUGUUUCCACUCAGUGAAUUCAAAAUAAUGUCUAUAUUUCCUCUUUUUUUGAUUCUCCCUGUCCCUUCAGCUGCCACGAAACACAAAACAGACAUACAUAAAAACGUAAUUCAUGUUUUAAAUGUACUGCACAUAAAUAUAAUUUUUUUAAACGUGUAACUCAAUUAAUGUGCUUUGCAAAAAUGGAGAGUUCUGGCAAACUUGCCGCAAACUCGCCUCUCAUUAUAUUCACUUGCAAAUUAAUUUUGCGGCAAAACUCUUCAUUGUCGCCAAAGGUUUGCUGCAGGUUCACCACUACCGGUGAAGACCGGCAGAUUUCUGGCAAAUAUUUGUGCCGAAUUUUUGCAUGCAAAAAUAGUGGGAAGUGUGAAAUUUGCGGCAAGAAAUCGGCAAGUUUGUAAGAACUUUAGUUUUUACGUUUUAAGUUUAGUUUUAAUUUUUUUUUUGUCAGGGUAAUUAACUCGAUUGAAAUCAUUCAUCUGUAAUCUGGUUGAAAUAAUUAAAAUUAUAAUGCGUUAUACUACGUUUGACUUAAAAAGUACUCAAUUACAGUAAAGAAUUACUGUAUAAUCAGAUUACACCCAACACUGACGAUAAAGUUACUUUUAAAUGUUUGUGCGGUUAGACUGCACGUGUUAUUAUUCCGGUAGCUAGCUGCAAACAUGUCAACAGUUAUCUUACUUGAUGUAAACUGCUAAGCAAAUAUCUAAAGGGGAAAACUGAUCAUAGAAGUAGUUUACACUAAUGAUCGCUAUUAGCGCCCCUAGCGGCUAUUUCAAAGAAAAUAACACGUACAUGUGUGCCGUUAUUAAUGCAACAAUGAGCAAAACUGAGCUUGCAUCACUAAUGUUUGCGUUCAUGUUUCAGGCCACAAGCACACGUGUGUGCGUGCGUGUGUGUGUGUGUGUGCGUGCGUGUGUGUGAGUGUUCAACAAGUGAGUGAGAGUAGAAACUAAUAAUGAAAAGACAGUUGUAAAACAAAGUACAUGAUUUAAUAUUUUUUUUCUUUGCAUUCGGUGCUGUUAACUACAUUUUAUAUUGAUCAAGGGUGUGAUCUGUUCUACUCUCUUGAAAAUGUACACAUGAUUGCUAAAACUUGUAGCCAAAAUGUCAGUUACUAACUGUGGGAACUUGGUAGUUGCUACCACUUUCAUAUUCUUACACUGUUUGAAAGAGUUUCCAUAUUAAUUUAUUCUGAUUUUACUGUAGGAACUGUGAUAUUUGGUGGAAACUAUGGUUACAUUGGUGAAUGUUUGAAAGGGAGCAUUUUAAUAUCUUAUAAAAUCCAUUACGUUGGCAGUAAAAAAUGGUUAUGCUAUGGAACAUGAGAAUAUACCUGUGCUAACUGGUUAUGAAAAUAUGAGUUUCAUAGGAAGGUGUAUAUCUUUUUUUUUUUUUUUUUUUUGCCUUUAAUUUAUUACUUAUUUUGGACUCUGUAAGUGGACUGUUUUAACGUUUCUCUUAUUUUGUCAAGAAAUGUUUGAGAUGAUUAAUCAAAUAAAAACA
Molecule: messenger RNA, 5270 nt
Organism: Myxocyprinus asiaticus (Chinese sucker)
Lineage: Eukaryota; Metazoa; Chordata; Actinopteri; Cypriniformes; Catostomidae
Product: TOX high mobility group box family member 4-B-like
Exons: 9
Coding region: 906-2777 (623 amino acids)
Biological process (GO): regulation of transcription by RNA polymerase II
Cellular component (GO): nucleus
Molecular function (GO): chromatin DNA binding
Source: RefSeq, a predicted model, not a curated record